CUUGCAACUUCCUACUUUCUCUCUCUACACCUCCCUCCCUCUCUCUCUCUCUCCACGCAGCGAAUUCGGACUGCCGGCGCCGUCAGUUGCAUUUUGUUUAUUGUGUCAAUCGCGCAAUUCUGCUUAGUGAACCUGACUCGCGUCGAUCCCGGAGUUAUUGUCAGAAUGCGGAUAGUAUAGUUCCGUUUGGUUGUUUUUUAUUCUUCCGAGAAGACGGAAGCUUGAGAUAAACAUUUGGUGGAUGAGAUGGUGGAGGGAAGAGUUUGUUCUUCUAGACAAGCAAAACUGGAAUUUUUAAAGCAUAAAAUGUUAAAACGGAGGAAAACAGAAACAGAGAAUGAACCUUAUGUUGUCAGCAAGACACUGAAUAGGAGUGGUGGUGAUGCUUUAAGAACUUCUGCUUCCUACGGUGUUAGUUUGCACAAUCAUGCUGACCUACCAAGAUUUGGUAACAGUUCUUCCAUUAAGGAAGAUGCUUUCUCGAAGAGGAAAGUGGCUAAGUUUGAUAUUUCGGACCUCGAAUGGACAAAGAAAGUUCCAGAGUGCCCGGUUUAUCGUCCAACUAAAGAGGAAUUCCAGAAUCCCUUAGUUUAUAUCCAAAAGAUUGCUCCAGAAGCCUCGAAAUAUGGUAUUUGCAAGAUCGUAUCCCCUGUAAGUGCUUCUGUUCCUGCUGGUGUAGUUCUUACAAAAGAGAAGGCUGGUUUCAGUUUUACAACUAGGGUACAACCACUUCGUUUCGCUGAAUGGGAUAGUGACGACAAAGUCACCUUUUUCAUGAAUGGGAUAAACUAUACUGUUCGUGAUUUUGAGAGGAUGGCAAACAAGAUUUUUGCUCGUAGAUAUGGUAGUGUUGGGGGCCUUCCUGCUGCAUUCAUGGAAAAAGAAUUUUGGAAUGAGAUAGCAUUUGGAAAGACUGAAAGUGUUGAAUAUGCAUGUGAUGUUGAUGGGAGUGCAUUUUCAUCUUCUCCGAAUGAUCCACUUGGAAAAAGCAACUGGAAUUUUAAGAAAAUCCCUCGGCUGCCGAUGUCUACUUUGCGUCUUCUUGAGACGGAAAUUCCGGGUGUCACUGAACCUAUGCUUUACAUAGGCAUGCUGUUUAGUGUUUUUGCCUGGCAUGUGGAAGAUCAUUACCUGUAUAGCAUCAAUUAUCACCAUUGCGGGGCUGCAAAAACUUGGUAUGGCAUUCCAGGUCAUGCAGCUAUUGAUUUUGAAAAUGUGGUAAAGGACCAUGUCUAUGCUCAUGAUAUCUUACCUGGUGACGGGGAGGAUGGAGCUUUUGAUGUUCUUUUGGGGAAGACGACUCUUUUCCCACCAAACAUAUUGUUAGAACAUGAUGUCCCUGUUUAUAGAGCUGUCCAGAACCCUGGGGAAUUUGUAAUCACUUUCCCUAGAGCUUAUCACUCAGGAUUUAGUCACGGUUUCAAUUGUGGUGAAGCUGUUAAUUUUGCAAUGGGCGAUUGGUUUCACCUGGGAUCAAUUGCAAGUAGGCGCUAUGCUCUGCUUAACAGGAUGCCUCUUCUUCCCUACGAAGAGCUUCUCUGUAAAGAAGCAAUGCUACUUCGUUAUGCAAGACCUGAAUUUGACGAGUCAGAGCACAUACAUGGAGAUUUGCUAUCACAGAGAAGCAUAAAGGUCUCCUUUGUUAAUUUGAUCCGGCUUCAGCAUUAUGCCAGAUGGUGUCUGAUGAAAUCAAGAGCAUGCACAGCCAUCUCUUCUUUCUCCCAUGGAACAAUUCUCUGCAGCCAGUGCAAACGUGAUUGUUAUGUAGCAUAUCUGAACUGCCAGUGUUACUCGCACCCUGUAUGCCUUCACCAUGAUACAAGAUCACUUGAUUGGCCUUGUGGAGGGACUCCAACACUUGCUGUAAGAGAAAACAUUGUAGAAAUGGAAGCAGCAGCCAGACACUUUGAGGACGAAAAGGAUAUAUUACAGGAAUUUGAACGGAAGUAUGGGAACAUCGAUGACUUUGGUUCACUAUUUUGCUUGUUCUCAGGAGCUGAAAAUGAUAGCUACAUCCCUUAUGGAAAGAUUUCUCUUGUAUCAGACGAAGAAGUAUCGGGAUGCCUCUCUGUUUUAACCAGUUGCCACAAAAUUACUAAGACUGAAAUUACAGAUGCGUCUGAUCCUUGUAUGUUACCGUUGAAAUCAUCUGAAAGUCUCAAAAUGACAGCCAACGCUGGGCAGGAUAAUGGAAACUCUAACUUGGAGGAUAGCAUACAUGCAAUGCCUUUUGAAUAUUCCAAACCCCUGAGCAGAAAACCUAGAUCCGAAAGGAAGGUAGUUCAGGAGGUGAACACUAGAAGUGCUAUUUAUGAAGAUGAGUCAGAUUCAGAAAUAUUCAGGGUUAAGCGAAGAUCGUCUAACAAAGUGGGAAGGAAAACUGCACGUGAUUUGACAUCUUUAAACACUGACCAGCAGGGUUUCAAGCGACUCAAACGGCAACAUCUGGAAGUGCGGUGUGGAAUCUUAACAUCAUCAGGCUGUCCUAUCCUUGAUGAUCAAAGUCAUCAUUAUGUUAUGAGCUCUACUGAAUCUAAAGAAUCCAAGUUAGCCAUAAGAAGCACUUUUCCUUCCAUUAAGUUCAAACAUAUGCCUAAAGUUCUUGGUGCAGAACUGCACAGAGAUCAGAGGCAUCCCCAUGAGUCGACAGAAAAUCUAAAGCACAAGGGACAGAAAGCUAAGACGAGUGACUGUUUUAGGUGGUGAUAGAAAUUGAAACUGGAUUAGGUGAUAGUGGCUGAAUUUGACUGGUCUGCAGCUGAAGAAUCUUCAACCUAGCUAACUUGGCUAGUGACAUUCUUUUCCAGGGGAUCUAACAACAGAGGGAGGUUAGAAAUACAUUUUGAUGAAGCAGUGACAUGGAAGUUAACUACAUAUUACAAGUGAAGUUAUUCUUUUGUGCAAGCUCCAAAAUGGGGACAAAUUGCACAGUGAUUCUUUUGCGGUUCUCGGCUGGGGAUUUAAUCUUUGGCAGGAGAACUCUCUCAUAAGUCAUACGUACAUACAACAGGUAGGAUUUUAGGUCAAUUGUUCUUUAGCAUGUACAUUUGCUAGUGUAGGCAAUUCCCAUUGAUGUUCUCAUUUCUGCUGCUUCUCUUAUAGGGCUCUGAUAUUCUUUCUUGUAGCUAUUGACAGUCAACUAUAUUGAUAAAAUCUGAGAAACUCCUUGUUUCA
This is a messenger RNA of Salvia splendens (bonfire salvia), 3174 nucleotides long. RefSeq names its product lysine-specific demethylase JMJ706. Lineage: Eukaryota; Viridiplantae; Streptophyta; Magnoliopsida; Lamiales; Lamiaceae. The record is from RefSeq and is a predicted model, not a curated record. Bases 247 to 2706 code for a protein of 819 amino acids. Gene Ontology annotation, molecular function: histone demethylase activity. Gene Ontology annotation, cellular component: chromatin; nucleus. The transcript is spliced from 11 exons. Gene Ontology annotation, biological process: chromatin remodeling; regulation of gene expression.